This is a messenger RNA of Leptonychotes weddellii (Weddell seal), 6016 nucleotides long. The record is from RefSeq and is a predicted model, not a curated record. NCBI's taxonomy places the organism in Eukaryota, Metazoa, Chordata, Mammalia, Carnivora, Phocidae.
GGGGGCGCCUACAUCGCGGGCGUCAGCCCCCGCCUGCGGCUGCCCACCCUGCCGCCGGCGCGCGGCCAGGUCUUCCGGCCUAGCCACCCCUUCGAGCGCUUCGACGCCGAGUACCGCCAGCAGUUCCUGUUCGAGCGGCUGCCUCAGGGCGAGGGCGGCCACAUGCCCGUGGUUUUGGUGUGGGGCAUCCUGCCGGUGGACACCGGCGACCCGCUGGACCCCCGCAGCGACAGCUCGCUGGUGAGCGACCCCGCCUUCUCGGCCGGCGGUCCCGAGGCCCAGCGCUGGCUGCUGGCCCUCUGCCACGGAGCUCGGAAUCAGAGCUUCUUCGGAGCCCAGCCGGAGGGCUGGCCCACACUGUGCUUCGUGGAGGCCCUCCAGCGCUGGGUGCAGAGCCCCGCUUGUGGCCGCCUGGGGCCGGGCCUCUGCUGUGGCCACGCAGGCUUCCCUUGGGCACCGCAGCUUUUCCUGCACUGCCUCAAGAUGAUGGCUCUGGAGCAAGGCCCCAACAGCACCCGCGACCUAGGACCCCGCUUCAAUGCCCACGGCAGCCUGGCCGCCCUGGUUCUGCAGUUCCAGACCAACUUCCAGCAUAGUCCGGACUACAGCCAGGCCCACCGCUUCUACACUGAGGUCAGCCACUGGCUGGCGGCCGAGCUGGGCCGGGCACCCGCCGGCCUGCACCGGGGCUGGUUUACCAGCCAUCUGGAGCUCUACAGCCUGCAGCACAGCCUGAGCACAGAACCUGCUGUGGUGCUGGGCCUGGCGCUGGCGCUGGCCUUUGCCACGCUGCUGCUGGGCACCUGGAACGUGCCGCUCAGCCUGUUCUCCGUGGCAGCUGUGGCGGGCACCGUCCUGCUCACCGUGGGCCUCCUGGUUCUCCUUGAAUGGCAGCUCAACACUGCCGAAGCCCUCUUUCUCUCCGCCUCUGUGGGCCUCUCGGUGGACUUCACCGUCAACUACUGUAUCUCCUAUCACCUGUGCCCACACCCUGACCGCCUGAGCCGCGUGGCCUUCUCCCUGCGCCAGACCAGCUGUGCCACGGCAGUGGGGGCCGCGGCCCUGUUCGCCGCCGGUGUGCUCAUGCUCCCCGCCACAGUGCUGCUCUACCGCAAGCUGGGCAUCGUCCUGAUGAUGGUCAAGUGUGUCAGCUGUGGCUUUGCCAGCUUCUUCUUCCAAUCUCUGUGCUGCUUCUUUGGGCCAGAGAAGAACUGUGGGCAGAUCCUCUGGCCUUGUGCCCACCUGCCGUGGGACGCUGGAACCGGGGAGCCGAGUGGGGAGAAGGCAGGCCGCCCACGGGCAGGGCCGGUGGGAGGGGCGCCCGGAUCCUGCUCGGAACAGUACGAGCUCCAGCCCCUGGCACGGCGCCGGAGCCCCAGCUUUGACACCAGCACGGCCACGAGCAAACUGUCCCACCGGCCCUCAGUGCUCUCUGAGGAUCUCCAGCUGCACGAUGGCCCCUGCUUCUCCCGGCCCGCACCGGCCCCUGCAUCCCCGCGGGAGCUGUUCCUGGACCACCAGGCCGUCUUCAGCCAGUGCCCAGCCCUGCAGACCUCGUCCCCCUAUAAGCAGGCCGGCCGCAGCCCCAAGACCCAAGGCAGGCAGGACUCCCCGGGGCAGAAGGCUGAGCCUGUGCAGGCCUUACCAGAAGCCCCCGCCCACGCUCCCAAAGCCAGGGCUGUGGAGCCUCCUGAUUGCCUCUCCUCCUCAGCCAGCACCCUGGAGGGGCUCAGCGUCUCUGAUGAGACCUGCCUGAGCGCCUCGGAGCCCAGUGCCCGAGUACCAGAUUCUGCGGGUGCCUCCCCAGACGACCUGGAUGAAACUGAGCCAACAGUACCCGAGCGGGGCCAGCUGAACGGGAAGCGGGACACCCUGUGGCUGGCACUGAGGGAGACGGCGUACGAUCCAUCACUGCCUGCCUCCCACCAGAGCAGCUCGUCCUGGAAGGGCCGUGGGGCCCCGGGGGACGGCAGCCCCGUGGUGCUGCCCAACAGCCAGCCAGACCUGCCAGAUGUUUGGCUCCGCAGGCCCAGCACCCACACUUCCGGCUACAGUAGCUGAGGGAGGCCCGGGGAGGCCAGACUAGGGUGCAGAGCCUGCCGGAGGUGACGAGGCAGCCCCAGAUGGAGCCUGAUGGUGUCUCCCCACCUCAGCAUGGAGAGGUUUCACCACCCAGCUGUGGAUUUUAAACCCUGCCACAUGUGUCAGCCUUGGUCCAGGCUGCCGCUUACUCCCCACAUCUGGAGGAUUCAGUGGGACGGAUCUUUGGAGUGAAAGGUCACAGGCUCAUGUCCUGUGACUUGCUGAGCUCUCGUCUGCCCCGUGUAGUGCCAACCAGGACCUCUGGAAGAGGGAAGGCCAGAUAUGUAGCCCCAGGUAUCAGGGGGAGGCUGACCUGGCCCCCAUGCUAAGUGAGCGUGAGAGGCCCAGUCCUUGGGACCCUGCAUGGCGCCUCACCAACCAAAAGAGCCCUGGGGAACCUCAGCAGCCUCCGGGACCUCACACCUUUCAGGGGCUCUUUAUCAGGACACUUCCUUCUCUUUGGGGAGCUUCUCUGGACCAGAAUUAGGCUGAGGCCUCUUUCCUGAAUGGUGCUACACCCUCAUACUCCCCAGUCUGACCAGCAAUUUGUCAAGGCUGGGCAAAGAUGGCUGCUGGGAACGAAGCAGGGGGAGGAGGGCUGGUGGGUCCCAGAGUGUCUCUAAACCGCAGGAUGGUCCCUCGUGGGGAGCUGCUCUGGCACAGAAAGAGUGCUCUCCCCUGUAAACAAACAAUAAGAACCCUUUACAUCCUGCAUCUCUUCCUUUACACAAUACUUAACUUGCAUACCCAUGUCUCCCUGGAAUCUCACCGUUUCACUCUGGGGUAGCCUGCAAUUAGCCAGGUCCUUUUGCCCCCUGAUUUAUAGGUAAAGUCGUUGAGAAUAAGUGAGGUUAAGUGACUGACCCACAGUCACAGAGCUCAUAAGUGUGGGAGCGGGCUUCCUGGCUCACUCCACCACUAGAACUCCCACUCUCCUGGCUACAUGCCCCAGGGCAUUGGCCUGUGGCUAACUUGCUGGUUCACCUUGCAGGUGUCUCUGAGGACACUCCCAUCCUUCCCGUCUUCAGACCUCCAUCUCCAGACAGAGCGAUACUCUGAGCAAGCCCGCAGUUGCUCCAGCCCUGUGCUUCCCUCCAGAUCCACUGAGAACCUACCAGCUCUGAGGCAUCGUGGCUGAGCCAAUUCCCAGGCUCAGGGGCAUGCUUCUUCCAUGGCCACAGUGUGUGGAGAACCCCUGCCAGGAGAGGCACGGAGGGCAGUAGAGAAUUCAGCUAAGGCGGGAACUCAGGCCGGCCCUUUUUGGGGGGGUGUGAGUCCAAAACUGUUCCCCGGGUCAGGGUCCCCAGCUUCCUAUGGACAAGUCUGUCUGGGGGCACUCAGGAGACCAAAAGGUGACUCCCUGUCCCCAAAGCAAAGAGUGUCUCUGCAAGGUUUUGUGCCAUGUGAGAGCUCCUGGCCCUUGGAGCAAAUUUACUUGAAUACUUACUCUCAUGUGGAACCACAAUGAGACAGAAGCAUGGAAGGGAAAUUGAACAUCUGCCUUCGAGGAGCUCACGUGCUAGCUGGGGGAGCAGCUCGCACACAUAAGCAGGCACGGACGGGUCACUGACGGCGCCACGACUGUCACCAUUCAUACUGCUAAAGGUCAAGUACCCAAGAUCAGGUAACCAGGAAGGCUUCCCAGAGGGGAGACAACUUGAGCUGGGCUUCAGAAGUCCAAGUAUCUCAGACUGGAAGGGACCUUAAUGACCAUUUAUUCCAGCAGUUUUCAAACUUUGUAGCCUCAGGAUCCUUUCUUCAAAGAAUCCUUGUGUGAAAACACAGUAUGUAAAACAGAUAAAAAACAGCUACUCUGGUGAGUGCUGAGUGGGGGGUGUACAGAGUCAGCUCAGCCUCCCUUUCUACUGUGUCUCUCGGGGCCCCCUCCAGCUCCUGGCAGCUCCACAGAAUGUGGUAUGAAAACCACUGAUCCAGGCCGUUUUACAGAUGAGUAUCACAGAGUGGGAUGGAUUCUUCUAGGGCCAGACAGACAGCCUGUGAUCGAGCUGGAGGCAAAUCAAGAGGUGUUUUCGUUUUGUUUUUUUCCUAUAUUGUUGAGACCUACCUCCCACUGCAAGUAGCCCAUGAGAAGUGGAGCAGAAACCCAAAUGACACACAGGAGUUGUGGAAGAGAGAGAAGACCAUGGGUGGGAAUGACAGGAUACAUCGGCUCCUUUGCAAGAUAAGAAAAUCAAACCCAUUUGACCCCUGACACCUGGAAGAGGAGGCAGGGACUAGACCUAUCCUCUCGGAGGUCUGUGGGGACCACUCUAUCCUCAUGUCCAAGUGGAAUUCCACCUCUCUGGCCUGGGGCUGCUCAUCAGGGUCUUGGCUUCUCUACACCAUGGACAAUGCCCUUCUGUAUCACACAGCCACGCCUUGAGAGCCCUGGCCUCAUCUGGGACAAUCAGCCAGAGGGAGGACAAGGUGAGCCCUUCCUCCUGAGCAUGAGCAGAAGUCUGGCCUUGACUCAAAAGAGAGACCAGUGUCUUAGUUGCUCCUGAGCAGCUCACCAAGGCUCUUCUGCCUUGUAUUGUAGAGGGGCAGCAGGGACCUGGACCAAAAGAACCCGCUCCUCCACAUCCUCUUUUGUGUCUUGCAAAGGGAGACAUGGUGUCUGGGACUGGAGCUUCAAAACUUUGCCUGACACAACCACUGAAAUGUCAGAAUACGGAGCGGUGGGUAGGGUGGGCAUCAGGGCUGUGGGCACAGCUGAGGAUCCUACUCAGAGCUUUCUGGGUCCCAUUCUUGCAGGCCACAGCCACAAAACCCUACAGGAAGGCAGAUGAACCAGAGUAGCUGAGGUACUGACUGGAUUUGUUCUUUAUAACACUGGCGCCCAAAGACUGGAAGAACCCAGUGGUAAUCUAAAACAUCACCUCACAGCUAGAGUGACCCAUACCAACAGCAGGCAACCCACAUGAAUGGAUAAUCCAGCCUGCCUCUCCAGCCCCAACUUUGGAAAGCAGGAUUUAAAGCAUUUCCAAUUUCCUGUGAGUUUCAGCAGACCUAUUCACUUUAUUAUUAUUACCGGUGGUUACAAUGAGUAUAUGGCUUAGAAGCAUGCUGCGGCAGGGGAAAACCGGCUAAAGCAUUCGUGUUUGCUCUGAAAAAUUCAAGAAAAGUUUUCUUAACACUGAGACACUUUAAAAUGGAACUACAUUGACACCCAUCUGGGACUUAAGGUCAUUUCUCCUAUUUGUGCCACAGAUCCUUGAACUCACACUCAGAGUAUGAAUAAGUGUGCUGUAUGUUUUUAAACUGUAACUUGGUCUACUUUGUUACUACGGGAAAACCCAUCCUUCCAUGGCUGUGGCACUUUGUUGACAAUGAUAGAGACUGAUUUGACUAGCACUCUUAGAUUUUACUGGCACAAGUCAUAAGUGAUACCAUGAUAUUUAGGCAAUAGCCCAGCUUCAGCCUGAUUCUGAAACAGACAUCUCGCAAGAGAUUUAUAAGCUAAAUUUCCUCGGCCCCGUCUAACUCAUUCCAUUCUUCUCCCAUUGCAUGACAGGACAGGGAGGCAGGCGAGAGGUAUCAGGAAAGAAGAUUCAUUGGUUUACAACCUUCACCCAUUUAUCUGGAGAGUUUCUGAUCUUUUCUUCCAUGGUGGCCUUAUCUCAGCCUUUGAUAAUACAUGUAGGCAAUGACAAGCUCUCUGACACCCCAUCCCAUCCAUCAAGAUUCCAUUUGCUUGGGGAUAGAAAAAACAGGCAUUCCUCACCCUUUCCACCCACACCCUUGAUCCCAGGGACAACUAUAACUCAAGGUCUGGAGGUGUUUAUGCUUAAGAGAAGAAAUUGUAACUCAGUUCGAUGGAAGAUGAGAAACAAAAGAAAGCCACUAUGUGCUAUAUGUAAAUGAUUGGUUGUCCAAAGCCAUUCUGUGCUGAAAAGCCCUGGAAGGACCUUGAUAAAGUUAUAAUCAUUAUGAG